GUCCUCCUUAAGCUGCGCGCUCUCAGUCUGCAUGUCAAUCACACACACACACACACAGACACAGUGCGCUGCUCUUCGUCCUUCUUCCUCACUGCUGAAAGAUCUCAGACACUAUGGGUUGUGUGGACUGCUGUAUAAAGUGUUUAGGUGGCGUCCCGUACGCCUCACUACUGGCCACCAUUCUGUGUUUCUCUGGAGUCGCUCUGUUCUGUGGCUGUGGACAUGAAGCUCUGAGCGGAACUCUCACAAUCCUGGAGAACAGCUUCUACAGGAACCUGAGUGAAACCACCAUGCUCACUGACAUAAUCUAUCUUUUACAGUAUGUGAUUUAUGGCAUCGCUUCCUUCUUCUUCCUCUACGGUAUCAUCCUUUUGGCUGAGGGUUUUUACACCACCAAUGCAGUGAAGGAGCUGCACGGAGAGUUUAAGACCACCAUCUGCGGCCGCUGCAUCAGCGCCAUGUUUGUGUUCUUCACGUAUGUUCUUGGAGUUGCUUGGCUCGGAGUUUUCGGGUUUUCCUCGAUCCCAGUUUUCCUGUUUUACAACAUUUGGUCCACUUGUGCGUCCAUGGCCUCCACCUCUCCAGCCAACUCGUCCGUUUGUGUGGACAUGCGGCAGUACGGUAUUAUUCCAUGGGACGCCAAGCCAGGCGUCGCUUGCGGUUCGACGCUUCUCGACAUCUGCAACUCCAACGAGUUCUACUUGUCCUAUCACCUGUAUAUAGUCGCUUGUGCCGGAGCCGGAGCCACCGUCAUCGCCAUGAUCCACUACCUUAUGAUCCUCUCGGCGAACUGGGCCUACCUAAAGGACGCCAGUCAAAUGCACACGUACCAAGACAUCAAAAUCAAGGAGGAGCAAGAACUGCAGGACAUCCAAUCACAUUCAAAAGAGCGCCUCAGUUCUUACUCGUAAGGUCCCUGUUAACAAAAAAUAAAUAAAUAAAAACCUUUCUGUCGACGCCACAAAGCUACUAACGCUGCUUUUACCUCCUCGGCUAACGCUCUCCUCCGUCUGCACUAACACACACACACACACACACACACACACACACACACACACACACACGUACACACCUCAUCAAUCUGAAUGUUUUAAGGUGUUUACUUUGUGUUGUUUUGUUUUGAUCCAGUGUUUCUUAUUGAAAUUGUUCCUCUGUUCAAACACAAAGUUAAACAUUUCCUCUGAGACUUUUGUUAUUUGUAAGUGACAUUUUGAUUAAAGUUUAAAGUCACCGCAGGAGGAUACGAGCUCAAACGUCGUCCUGACAUUUGUGUUUCAAAAUAAAUGUAAUGGAUUUUUGAGUUUUGUUGAAUUGGAACAUUUCUUUUUUAAAAGUUUUACAUUCUGUGUGGCUGAAAACUGUUUUUUUUUUUCCCCUAAAAGGAAGAAUAGAAAUGAUCUACCUCAGCUGGAGCACAGUGACUGAUAAUAAUCACUCACUUUAUUUCAAGAUGGCUGAAAAUUAUUUUUCCAGAAACUUUUUUAUAAAUCUUUUUAAAUCCUAGCUGCAAAAUACAAGGUAAUUUUUCCCAAAGUUCCUGAAACUCUAUAGAAAAAUGUUUAGUUUUCUUACACAGUAGUUUUUAAUAAAUAAAUUCACUCACAUUUUUAUGACUCGACUUUUUUACUGUAAGUUUAUUAUAUAUACUGAGAUUAAUCUCUUAAAUGUUUUGUUUGUUGAUCUAAAAUUUAUUACUAAAUAAAUAAAAAUUGUUCAAAGGCGAACAAUAAAAAUUAGGAGCAUGACACACAUUACUUUCACACAAAUAUGAUUACAGACGUUUCCUGAAGUCUUUCAGCUUUUUGUUGUCUUUUAUUAAGAUUUUGGUUGCUUCUCGUUUCCAUGCCGAUCUUUUUUAACAUCUUACUGUAUUUUUUUUUAAAUGGCCUCAAAUGAUUGUAAUUAUUUGAGUUUUGUCUCGUUGUUAUUUUGACAGCGAAAGUUUUAUUUUCUGGAAGUUUAUAAAAAGAACUCGCUCAAUUUUCAUGUUUAGAAUUUUAUUGUUAUAGACUGUUUAUUAUUUUGUGUCAGUUUUGCUUUUGAUCUUUUUUUAUUUUUAAUGUUCUGAAGUUGAACAAACCUGAAGUUGUGAAUCUCUGGAGAAAUGCUUCAUGGUUUAUAGACAUUUUUAUUUUUUAUGUACGAAUAUUAAAUCCAUUUCCUGUUGCUGCAGUCAGAAGGCAGGACAAAGUAUUUUUGUCAGUUCAAAAUAAAGUGUUUAAGUUAGAAGAUAAUUACAGGGAGAUGUUUGUUUACUUAGUGAUACUUUUGCAUUGAGAAAAAAAAAUCUACAAAUCCAGUGUAGUUGUUUGUACUGAUGUAUACAGUAGGCACCGUUAGCGUUGUUAGCCUUUUUCUCUUCUCUCACUGCAUUGUUGACUUUUUAAUCAGGUUUAGAAUUGUGUGUUUGUGCAGACUUGUGUGUGUGUGUGUGUGUGCGCGUGUGUGUGUGUGUGUGUUGAAGUCUGUAGUUCAUGGAGUUUGUUCUGACCUCCAGUUUGAUGUAAUUGGUAUUCGAUGUGUUACAGAGAUAGACGAUGGCAUCCAUUGUGUGAAUUUGAUCCUAAAGUUGAACCUGAUUUUAAAAGGUUUCAUCCUAAAACAAGUCCAGUAAAAUUCCCAGGUUUAUGUCCAGACUUCAGAUUCUUUGUGUUAAUCAGCAGAAACGCAGCUGUUUGUUGUUGUUUUAGUAAAAGUGGAGCUGCGAUUUAGAGAGCGACUAAUAAAGUUCUCUUUAAUUCAACUGUGGAACUCGCUGACGUUCAUUAACCAGUCUGCUAAAGUUUAGAUUUUAACAAAGAAUUAAAACAUUUCAUCAGA
Messenger RNA from Tachysurus vachellii, 2820 nucleotides. RefSeq names its product glycoprotein M6Bb (gene gpm6bb). Gene Ontology annotation, biological process: central nervous system myelination; axon development. The transcript is spliced from 7 exons. NCBI's taxonomy places the organism in Eukaryota, Metazoa, Chordata, Actinopteri, Siluriformes, Bagridae. Bases 114 to 911 code for a protein of 265 amino acids. Gene Ontology annotation, cellular component: myelin sheath; plasma membrane. Gene Ontology annotation, molecular function: structural constituent of myelin sheath. The record is from RefSeq and is a predicted model, not a curated record.